Messenger RNA from Brassicogethes aeneus, 1062 nucleotides. NCBI's taxonomy places the organism in Eukaryota, Metazoa, Arthropoda, Insecta, Coleoptera, Nitidulidae. The record is from the annotation of a GenBank genome assembly.
AUGCAGCAAGAAAACAAUACAAAUUUUCAAAAUCAAGUAAUGCAAAUAUUGUCUACUAUGGCCAACGCCCAGGCCACCCAAGCUCAAGCAGCGCUUCAGUCGAGCUCGAUAAAUGAUACAACGUUUAGCAUGGUGGAAUGGAUGGGUGACGUAACCAGAAUUCAACGCGAGCUUAGCAUUUCCGAUACUGUGAUUGUUUUGAAAGCAGGUCACACACUUCGUGGACGAGCUGCUCGAUUUUAUAAGCAUUGGAAGCCUAUUGUUAGGGACUGGACUUCUUUUCGUAAAGACUUUGAGGUAGCAGGUGUUGCUGUCUCAAAGCCAAAUGAUGUAGUAAACACCAUGGUGGUCCCUGUAGCGGAAGUUCUGGGACCCGUUGCAAGCCAGUACCAUGCCCAGGAUGGUUUGGGACAGUACACCUAUGGAUAUUCAAAUCCUUUAUCGUCCAAAAACGAAAUAAAGACAGUUGAUGGUGUUACUAGGGGUGAAUAUUCUUACGUUGAUCCUGAGGGAAAAUUACAAUCCGUUGAGUAUAUCGCCGAUGCCGUGCAGGGAUUUAGAGUGGCUGCCAGUAAUCUUCCAAUAUCACCAAAAUUACCUGUCAUUCAAGCUCCGUUAAUGCCAAUUCCGGUUUCUGAUACACCAGAAGUAGCUGAAUCUAAGGCUAAACAUCUUGCAGCAUUAGAAGAGGCUAAGAUCAAAAUUGCCAACGCUGAAGUUAAAUUAAAGGCCAAUAACAACGAAGUUUUAGGGGAUAUUUCCAGUAGAAUAACGAACGCAGCACCUCUUAUUCAAACAUAUAGAUAUAGUAUAAACCCAAUUUACGGAAUUUACCCACACAAUUAUGCCCAUUUGAUGUUACCAUUAUAUAAAGAAAAUCCCCAAAUUACUCCCUAUAUAGCUUAUCCAGUUUCCAGUUAUCAAGGCAAUUAUAUCAUUGGUCAUUCGACCAUCGUCGAAAAUCAACUAAGACCAGCAUUACCUAUGGCUCCAACUGAUCUUCUGGAGGUGGUGAAAGCCAAAAAUGAACAUUUUGCUGCCAUUAAAAAAAUUAAAACGUAA